Molecule: messenger RNA, 3981 nt
Organism: Physcomitrium patens
Lineage: Eukaryota; Viridiplantae; Streptophyta; Bryopsida; Funariales; Funariaceae
Product: NAC transcription factor NAM-B2
Biological process (GO): regulation of DNA-templated transcription
Molecular function (GO): DNA binding
Source: RefSeq, a predicted model, not a curated record
UUCUUCUUCUUCCCUACCCCGCCCUACGACGUUAGCAUCACAAAUUUUGGGCCGCCACCAUACCUCGCACCGGAGAGCCUUUUAUCCCACUGCCUCGCACCACCAUCGCCCACUCAAAUAGAUCCACGGCGGCACAAAUCUCACCCGGUUUCAUGCGGUAUCGAGCGAGAAUGACUAGUUUGAAUCCGAGCACGCGCGCAAGGGCGAUGUGAAGCUUGUGUGUUCGGGAGAUUCCGAUCCCCUUUGCCUGUAUUGCAUGAUGUCGGGUGGCGUAUGGGGUCGUGCUCUCGAGGAUUGGGUGUUAAGGUGUUGCUCAUUGGGCGCCAGGUGAUGAGUUGUUGCUCAUCGAUCCACGCCGCGGUUGAAGUGGGAUCAGAUGUAACAACUGGUUGAUCUCAAGGAAGGGGGUGCAUAGAUUGAUGUUCUUGUUGGAGAAUUACUUGUCGAACGGUCUUUCUCUUAUGAACCUUGUUGGAUCUGCUCCCCUGGCAUCUUGAGAAAGACAGAAAGUGUCCAGAUAUGUCAAGAACAAGUGCACAGCGAGUGCGCGAGAACUAGUUACAUACUUCAGGGGAGGUCUCACGUAUCCAGCUCUCGGUUCUAUUACAAGUCUGAGAGCACAUGUACUCCUCUACUGAAGGGUUAUAUAUAUCUUCUCUUUCAUGGAGAAUCAGGUGUGCAGAGCUGCUUUGUUUUUUUUAAACCAUCAGGUCGGGAUUUGAGAUGCAUGCAUGUGGAAAAAGGUUCGAGCUUAGCGAGCUUGCUUAUGUAGUAAUUGGCGGGAUGAGCCUAAUAUACCGUUCUUUGUACACCUGAGUGCACCAGAUAAUUCAGUGUUCCUCUUGAAGGCACAAGUUCUUACUGAUAGCUCCUAGUUGUCUAAAUUCGUGCUCCCAACUUCUCAAAAAAGCGAUUUGUGAAUAAUUCACGAGAGUUCCGAAGUUGAAAUUGGGGUUUGGUUUUGGAGAACCUUCGUUUUAGGAUCAUUACCUUGUGAUAUCCAGAGGUUGAUGUUGACACAGAGUUGGUUCGCUUCAGAGGAAGUCUUAGUUCUUCUCACCGUCGGUACGCAUGUUCUGGGGUCGACGUGCAUCAGUCUCUUUUAGUCACAGUUGCGCGUCAAGGCAGCAGCAGGAAGCUCCAGGACAAGGCUCUCCCUUCGAACCGUUUGACACUUGGCAACCUGAACUUGAGCGGCGUAUGCACAAGCAUCUCAUGAGCGAUUGUUGUUGUUAAGGAGGUUGCAGUGGGGAAAUAACUCGCACUAUAUAUGUAGACUGAGCAUCAUAAUUGCUGCAGCAUCUGAGAAGACGGGUGGCGUGAAGCACAAGCUUUGUCACACUUGAAGGAAGUGAGGAGGAGUUCAAACACGAGAUGUAUAAGUACUAUGUUGAGCUAGUCAACGGGAAAGUGAGCGUCCUUCGUAUGAAGAUGUUAUCUUAGGAAGAUUUCCACGAGGAAUUCAUCGAUCGAAGCAGUUUUUGUUGGACAAAUGCAGAAGCUUGUGAAACCAAUGGUCACCGAAUUUCUCUAUCCAGUCCCACUUGUUCUCACGCAUUGCCCUUCCAUACUCUCCUAUUCGUCCAACCAGACCCGGUGUUGUCAAAAUCACCCAAUUUAGCUCAAAUUGAGUCCUGCGCUCCCUCGUGUCCAAACAAGAGCGACCAUCUCAUGGAAUAAGUGGUAGGCUUUGGCCUGGCCAUUGUCUCAACCCAAUUCAUUACGAGAAUAGGAUAAGUCACUGUUAGAGAAGCUUCACUAGAUCUUACCACGUAUAGUUUACUUACAUAUUUGUAUAGCAGAUAACCUAGGCUUCAUCGUUAAGAAGUCCUGUAGUACUUUUUUCUCAUACUCGCUUCUACUCGGAGAUAUACAUGUAUCAUUGUGCUGGUGUAUAUACAUGCUUGUUUUAAAUCCAGUUUGAACUUAAUUUCUGGUGUCACAACUUGAUAGUUGCAGUAUUAUGCUGCUUUGAGAUAAAAUAGUCGGCCAGUUGAAGGAAUCCUAUACAAGGUAUUUAGAGGUUCUUGGCUCUACAAAAGCAACAUAAAAUAACCUCAGCAGAAUUUUCAGGCAUUUUGUGAAGUAGAUAUAGAUAUGGUGAUAUUAGCAUCACCUACUGGAGGGCCGGUGACCCAACUCCAACUGCCACCAGGGUUCCGGUUCCAUCCCACCGACGAAGAGCUGGUGCUGCAUUACCUGUGUCGGAAGGCCGAGUCUCAUGUCUUCGCAAUUCCUGUCAUUGCGGAAAUUGACCUGUACAAGUUCGACCCUUGGGACCUUCCUGGAAAAGCAAUAUUCGGAGAGAGAGAAUGGUAUUUCUUCAGCCCACGAGACAGAAAGUACCCAAAUGGAGCCAGACCCAACCGAGCAGCUGCCUCUGGGUACUGGAAAGCCACAGGAACGGACAAGCCAAUUCACACGUCCGUGGGAGGCAUUCGAAAGAUUGGAGUGAAGAAGGCCCUCGUGUUCUACAAAGGCCGUGCUCCCAAAGGUGUCAAGACCAACUGGAUUAUGCAUGAGUAUCGGUUGGCAGAGGGUGUAUGUGCUUCUGUACAUGCUCACAGAAAAGGAUCCCUUCGGUUGGAUGAUUGGGUGUUGUGCCGGAUCUACAAAAAGAGUACAAAUGCACAGCGUACUGGCAAGGAGCGUGAUAGCUCUUCUUGCGUCGAAGAGGUGCUAGCUUCGUUGCCUGAAAUUGGCGAACCCAAGCUAGCCCUACCCCGCCUGGGCUCCUUCACUGGAUUUUCCGAACCCGAUGACAAUCAUUUCGUAGAGGGUUUACUGACUGGAGAAAACAAAUCAGUGGAAGUAGAAUCAUCGCCCGAGUUCAAGAGGAACAUUCUAAGUCUUCAGAGAGGACUGCAACCCCACCAAGGGACCGUGGGCAGCCACACAUUGUUGGGGUUCAAUUCAAAGCUGCCGUUCGGCUCGAAGAUGGCCCGGUCCAUGGAUGGGCUGUUCGACAACCAGCAGUUCGACAAGUUCAAUCGACAAGUACUGGAGCUCGGGCCGACUUCCUCCCAGAGACCUACGACUCUUAGUCUGCGACAGCCCGCUUCAGACAGCGCCAUGCGUCAAGUGGAGAAUGUUCUCAUGCCCCUCCGACCUGGCGUGGGGACGAUGCCUGAGAAUAGAGCGAUCUCCGAUGAGGAGGUCCAGAGCACGUUCCGGUCAACCUCGAUUGGCCAGUUCUCUGGUGCCAGUAACAACGAAGGUCUGGAGUCUAUCUUCUCCUUCAACUACGAGCAGCCGCGCGCGACCAUCAAUGCACUGCUUCCUGGUUCAACCACAGGUCCCAACACUGAAUUAGGAUUUUCAGGAGGUAGCUUGAGCGCUAGCCCACCUCAAUACACCAGAGCUCGCGCACCUAAUUACAGUUACAACCCUUCAGCGUGAGAUCAGCAGUUAACCCAGUGACCAGUUAAGUAGUGUAAUCUGCAGGCUGCCAUGACGAUCAUGCAUAUGGUUGUAGUGUGCAUAGAGCAGAUUGGAGUUCGACUUGAAUUAGCGGCUAAAUUAGUUCGUUGCUGUGGUCAUAGCUAGCCUCCCGAGCAAAAGAAACGAUGACACAUUCACUCAUGACCUUUACGCGGGUUCUCUGACCAGGGAAGUCCACCCAAGUCAUGCAGUGACAAAGAUAUGGGUAGUCCAGUAUAUAUGUAUGCACAAUCACCAUAGUAGAUUCAGGAAAUUGUGACAUUAUAGACAAUGAGGUAAACAGGACAGAGGCAAGGAGGAGUCACAAUCAUUUCAUUACAAGAUUUAGUUCGGAAUGCUCAAUCCAGAUGUCUGGCUUCGUAAUUGGUUGUUACAAGAACCCCUGAUUAUAAAUAGUGAUACAUAUUGAAGAAAAAAGCUUGUACAGAAUUGAACUUGAAUGGUCUAGGAGUUGAUAGAAUAGCAGAUUAUAAACCAAGACCACACCACUGUAAGAUGGCUGUUUUGUCAGUAAUUCCAAGUUGGCUAGUAUUAACAGGA